UCUUAUCUCAACCGAAAGGAGGAAUGUUCCUUCUUCUUCUUUUUCUUCCAUUAUUUUUCUGUGCUUGCAUCACAGGAAUAGCUGAGUCACGCAUAAACAGGUGAUGGGUGAAUCUGUAAACCGUCUUACUUCUUCACUUCCAUCCCCUUAAUCCAGAGAAAGAGAGAGAGAGAGAGAGAGAGAGUUCGAUUGGAUUAUGGCGAGGGGAGGCCCCGAUCAGCAGGACAAGGCGGCAAUGUUCUUCAUGGCAACGCUGAUCAUGUGGGCCGUGUCGGUGUUCUUCGAAAUACUAUUCAAUAGGCGAACCGAGUUGAUUUAUAUACUUGCAGGUUUCUUCUUCUUUCAAUCCGCCAACUGGUUCAUCCGCUAUGGGAUCUCUCGUGACCCCCUCUUUGUCAACACCUGCGUCUCUCUUCUCCAUUCUUCCAUCACCUCUAUUUUAGUGAUAUUUGUUUUGGUGAACCGUUCACUGACGAGAAAAGACGAAGACCCUUAUGAAAUGUUUGAGCACUCACAAUUGGUUGGUGCUAUCUGGCCAUGGGCAUACCAAGCUCUUUGUUUUUCGUGUGGUUAUUUCGCAUAUGACCAGUUGGAUAUGUUAAGAUAUCGCUUGUACAGUGGCUAUAUCCCAUCUAUACUAUCCCAUCAUCUUGUACUUCUUGUUUGCUUCACGCUUGCUCUAUUUCGCAACGUCACAAUCAACUAUCUUAUUCUCACUCUCGUCUGUGAGCUACACUCCGUAUUUUUACAUGUGAGGAAGUUGCGAAGGAUGGUUGGCAUUCGCGAUGCACAAAGCAUAAUCAUUAAGGUUGAAUGGGUUCUCAACUGGUUUACCUUUAUCUUUGCUAGGCUCGUGCCUCACGUUCUCAUAACAAUGAAGCUAGUGAAAGAUGCUUCCGAGUUUGAAAAAGGUGUAGAACUUCCACUUGCUUUGUUUGGAAUGGCGGGCAUGAAUCUUCUUAAUGUAUUACUUGGUCUUGAUCUCUUUAAAGCUUUCUUGAGGGAGAUCAAUCUAACAAGAAGCCAUCAAAAUCACAGAGAUUAGAGGUUGGGUCAAAAUUCAAAUUAAGUUUAAAAUCCCAUACUAUAAGUGAAUUUCUACAGUGAUGUAUUGUAAAAUGUGAGGAUCUAUCUGUUAAUGCGCGACUGUGUAUAGUGUGCAUAUUUAUUGUUUGUUGGUUGGUUGGUUGGGGGGGCAAGAUGUAGAUUUCUUCACAUUCUAUAUAUUUUGCUGACUGACAAUUAUUUUAGUUUUGUAGAGUGUAAUAGUGUUAAUUUGAAUGUGCUGAUUUUGAGAUGAAAAUUUUGGU
This is a messenger RNA of Impatiens glandulifera, 1310 nucleotides long. RefSeq names its product TLC domain-containing protein 2. The transcript is spliced from 3 exons. NCBI's taxonomy places the organism in Eukaryota, Viridiplantae, Streptophyta, Magnoliopsida, Ericales, Balsaminaceae. Gene Ontology annotation, cellular component: plasma membrane. Bases 197 to 1045 code for a protein of 282 amino acids. The record is from RefSeq and is a predicted model, not a curated record. Gene Ontology annotation, biological process: phospholipid homeostasis; regulation of membrane lipid distribution; membrane assembly.